AUGGAUAACGAAGUGGAGCCAUCACAUGGUGGUGGUGGAGGAGGCAAAAAGAAAUCAUCAUCAUCGUCAUCGAAGAAACCAAAACCAUCAUCAUCAUCAUCAUCAUCGAAGAAACCACAGAUUUUGAAGGAAGGGGACUCUGAUUAUCCAAAGGAUCUUCCUCCUGGAGCAAAGCACCACGAGAAAUUUUUGGUGGAGGAACUCAGAGAUGUGAUAGACCAAGGAGCUAGGAGAAUCUGCUGGACGGUGGCAUCAACAGGUGGCUUAGCAGCUGAUCUUAAAAUUGAAGGAAAAGUAACAUCUCUCAAGCACUUCUCGCUUCUUCAUUUGCUGGUGGGUCUUUUCGACAAAACGGACAACCAAGGAGGACUCAGAAAAUUAGAGCAUUUGAAGACUUUUAUGGAGGAAAAAGGAGCUAUUCUGGAGAAAGAUUGUAGAUGCAUUGAUCCAAUAGCUGAGAUGAAGAAGAAAGGAGGUGGCCGUAAAUCAAAGCGUGAUAAACCAGUUCUGUGCACCCACAAAGACACGCCUAACAGUGUGUUCAAAGUCAAAAAGCUACACGUGGUUAGCCAAGUGGUUGAGAAGGAUCUUAUCCUUUUGCUCGACAAACGGCCAGUAGCUAUUUCCAUAGUGUUCCACACAGAAUUUGCGAAAUUCAAAGGGGAUGGUAUCUACGAAGGUCCUAAGAAAGGUGUACAAGAGGAUCUUGAUUACCACAUGGUCUUGUGCAGGGGCUACGGAAACUCUUAA
Molecule: messenger RNA, 750 nt
Organism: Microthlaspi erraticum
Lineage: Eukaryota; Viridiplantae; Streptophyta; Magnoliopsida; Brassicales; Brassicaceae
Source: the annotation of a GenBank genome assembly